CAGAAAAUCAAAGGGAGAACAUGUCUGGGAAACUUGAGCAUGAGCUAGAGCUCGACGUGCCGGCAAGCACGGCGUGGGAUCUCUUCGGCACGAUCCGGAUCGCAGAACUUGUUGAGAAAGAGAUGCCAAGUUUGUUUCAGAAGGUGGAACUUGUUGAAGGUGAUGGAGGAGUUGGAACCAUCCUCAAAUUGACGUUUGUACCUGGUACGCCAGGGCCAUCAUUUUACAAAGAGAAGUUCACAAAGGUAAACAAUGAGGAUCGAAUCAAAGAAACUGAGGUAGUAGAAGGAGGAUACUUAGAAUUAGGGUUUACUGUGUUUAGAAUUCGUUUUCAUGUGAUAGAGAAAGGAGAAGAAUCGAGCAUCAUCAAAUCAACAGUUGAAUAUGAACUCAGGGAAGAUGCUUUGGCCAAUGCGCCUAUUGCUUCUAACGCAAUUCAAUCCCUAGCAGGCAUUACUCAAAUGGCCAAAGCUUAUCUCAACAAAAACAAGCUAGCCGAUCAACCCAACUGAUGAUUAGUAUUCCAUGUUUAAAUUGGUGGCUUUUUUUUUUUUUCUAGUUUAGAGUAUCCUCAAGUUACUUUGAACUUGAAACUAAUUUUUAUCGAGAACGUUAUAUAAAUCUCUAUUUUUCUUUUGCAAAUAAAUCUGGUUUCAAUUGUAUUAAAAUUACAUAGAUAUAUACUUACACGGCUCGU
Messenger RNA from Neltuma alba, 697 nucleotides. RefSeq names its product S-norcoclaurine synthase. The coding region runs from base 21 to 512 and encodes 163 amino acids. The transcript has 2 exons. NCBI's taxonomy places the organism in Eukaryota, Viridiplantae, Streptophyta, Magnoliopsida, Fabales, Fabaceae. The record is from RefSeq and is a predicted model, not a curated record. Gene Ontology annotation, molecular function: abscisic acid binding; signaling receptor activity; protein phosphatase inhibitor activity. Gene Ontology annotation, biological process: abscisic acid-activated signaling pathway; defense response. Gene Ontology annotation, cellular component: cytoplasm; nucleus.